Messenger RNA from Clavispora lusitaniae ATCC 42720, 3483 nucleotides. It is a transcript of the gene MED15, whose product is annotated as Med15p. Gene Ontology annotation, cellular component: mediator complex. Gene Ontology annotation, molecular function: transcription coregulator activity. Gene Ontology annotation, biological process: regulation of transcription by RNA polymerase II. The record is from RefSeq and is a predicted model, not a curated record. NCBI's taxonomy places the organism in Eukaryota, Fungi, Ascomycota, Pichiomycetes, Serinales, Metschnikowiaceae.
AUGAACAAUCUUGGAAAUGGACCUAUGGGCGGCACAUGGCACUCUACUUAUGGAAUAAGUGACCGGCAGAAGGUGAUCCAGAUCCUUUCCACCACCUUGAAGGAAAUUCAAAAUGGACACUAUGAUGAGCAAAAGGCCGCUACUAUGGCGCAAGAGUUUGAAAAGUAUACAUUCAUGAAAUCGGCUUCUCGCGAGGAAUACUUGCGCAUGAUUAAGCAGAAAGUGACACAGUUGCGCAGCGGCUUAAUGAACAAUCCUAACGCCCAAAUGGCUAGUAAUGUUGGACCUCCUCAAAACGAUAUGGGUCUUCAGAAUGGGAAUUUCUACAAUCAGGGAAGACAACAAAUGUCGCCCAUGAGAAACAAUCUUGUACCGCAACAACAACAGCACCAACAACACCAACAGCAGCAGCAACAACAACAGCAGCAACAACAGCAACAACAGCCGCAGCAGAAGCAGCAAUCACAGCCGCAGCAACAGCAACAGCAACAACCAAACCGGCUUCUGCGACUGCAACCGCUGGCAUCUCAGCUGUUGCAGCCCACACAACAACAGAUCCAACAAAUCAGUUUCAUGAUUCGGACGGUGCCAAUUCCGCCUGCAUUAUUAGCUAAAGUGCCCAAUUUGCCUCCUAAUGUGAACACAUGGACACAGAUCUACGACUGCUUCCAGAAGAAAAUCAUCCCUGCUUCAGCCAUGCCGAUUAUCAAAGAGAUACAUAACGCGCAUUUUCAACAUGCAUUACGGCAGCAUCAACAGCAGAAAUUGCUUCAGCUUCAGCGUAUGAAUAACACAGCAGGUAAUGACGGUGUUGGUCAACUAGGAGGGGAGAAUAACCAAUCGCUUGGAUCUGCGGGGAAUUUCAGUGCGUCUAUGAAUAACAUGGGCAACAUGAAUAAUGUUUCCGUCAUGAAUAACAUGGGUAACAUGAACAUGAAUACUGCGAACAACAUGGGAAACAUGACCAACAUGGGAAACAUGAACAACAUGGGCAAUAUUUCCAACGCGGGAAACAUGGCUAAUAUGGGUAACAUGAAUAAUAUGAAUAAUAUGAAGAUGAACAACAUGAACAACUUGGGAGGAAUGAACAACAUGAGUAUGAAAAAUGUUAAUAACUCCAACAAUAUGGCAAACAUGGGCAAUGUUGCAGGAGGUAUGAGCAACAUGGGCAACAUGGCCAUGAAUGAUGUGAACAGACAGAUUCCUCGCAAUGCUAUGGGCGCCCACGGCCCUCAGAUACAACAGCAGAAUGGCUACGUUGGUGUUAAUAAGGCACAAAAUUCACAGAAUCAGCAACAACAGCAGCAGCAACAGCAGCAACAGCCGGCGGGUCGUGUCCAAAUGCCACAAGCUAAACAACAACAGCAAAUUUCAACACCUGCUUCUAAUCAGGCCAUUCCGGUGGGCCAACAGCAGCAGGCUGCUAAGACCCCAAAUAUUCAGAUCACAUCGCAGGAUCUUCUCAAGUACAACUCUGAUGCUAUGGCUUUACUAGGUCGGCUACAAGCUAACGGUUCCAUUUCACCAAAUUUGGAUCAGGCCCAGAAACAGAAUUUUGUCAGAAAGUACAUCUAUCACCAAAAGUUGAGUCUCUGGAAAGCUCAGCAGAAGGCUCUGGCCAUCAAUAACCCCAUGAAUUUACCCCAGUCUCAGCCUGCUCCUCUACAGCAGGCUCAGGUCCCUCCGCUGUCUAUGGGUCAAGGCGGUUUCCCACAAGCGCCAAUUCAAUCCCAACCUCAGCAGCAACAACAGCAACAACAACCACAACAACCCCAACAAUUACAACAACCGCAGGGCCAAAGGAGACCUCGACUGCUGCCGGUGAUGCAGCAGCCUGUACCUGCAAGUGCAAUGAACCAGCAGAUGUACGCUCAGAAUAUGCAACAGAAAUCGGCUCCUGUACAAGCUGCUAAUCCAGUGCCUCAAGUGAGACCAGCUCCACUAGCUUUGGCUGGUGGUAUGCCACCACUUACGGAUGAGAUGAAAAUGAAAUUGAGAUCGCUUUUUGAAGAAGUCUCGCGAAACAAUGUACAGUUGAAGGAUGUAACAAUGUUGUUAUCUGAAAAGGACAAAGCACAAGUGAAAGAAACAAUGGCUCGUAUCUCACAGCAAUAUGCUAAUGUGGAUAGUGUGCUUAGCUAUUUCUACGUUCUUACACGGAACCUAGAAGGAACGAAGAGACUAAUCCAGAUGAAACACAUGACAAAAAGUAUAAUGGAGAAUCUUCAGCGGGGUAUAUAUCUUGCUGGACCUGAUCUUCUUGAAAAAUUGCGCUCUCAGUACCAGCGCUACUUUGAGUAUGUCAAGGAGCAAAUCACGUUGUCAAAACAACAGCAGCAGCAGCAACAACAACAGCAUCCCCCUAAUCGCCCGCAGAAUGAACCAAUACCUCAACGGAUGAAUCAGAUGGGUCCCCAGGGACAUUUUCCUACCAACCCGCCUGGGGUCCAACAUAAUGUUGUCCCUCAUUCGCAACCAGUAUUCAAUGCGCAAGGUGUAAGCGGUCAAAUGGGAAUCCCUCAACUGCAGCAGCAACAACAACAGCAACAGCAGCAUUUUGCGAGAAACUCAGUUAGUGCCCCGAUCCCUCAACAAGAGUGGCAAAAUAAUAGUGGUACCAUGGCCUCGCAGAAUAAUCCUCUUGCUUCUAGUCCCAAUAUGCCUCAAGCGGGGUCACCGUUGCAAGCUCCACCGCAAGCAGUCGGGAAAUCGGGCGCCAAGGUGCCCACCAAGAAGAACAUUGCGGCUGGUAAUCGCCGUCGGUCUACUAAAGGUGCUGGUACCCCAGCAGCAGGAGCUCCUACACCAGCGUCAUUGGCGAAUGCAAUCAAGACUCCUCACAGUAUCUCGACUCCUCAAAUGCCCCCCGCGCAGAGUAACAAAGGUACUCCAAUGGGUGUCUCUCCUAAUCUGGAAGCUAAACUUGCCGCUCAAAAUGAACAGAUGCCUUUUGGUGGUGAAAUGUUCGGUGCCAAUGGUAUGGAUUCAGAUUUGAUGAAGAGGAGAGAACUAUCCAAAACUAAUCCAAAAGAGUUUUUCUUUGCUGCGUUGUCGAACUUACUUGAUAUCAGUGAUGAUGAGCAGGACAAAGGCUCUGGUGGAACGAGUGCCGGUAAUGGAUCAACUACCGAGUUAAAAGCUUUAACGCAAUCUCCACUCUCACCCAGUAACACUGGCCGCUGGAAUUGUGAUGUUAAGCCACAUGCUAUCGCUUCGGCCUUUUGUCAAGUCAAUGUCAUCAAAGAAUGUUCUGGUCCUAGUAUUUUGGAUGAAUGUGCGCGGAUUGUGGAACUUGGUGCAUCGGCGCCCACCAAGAACGGAAUUAAGCGUGAGAGAAAUGAAGAUGAUGAUAUCGAUCUCCUUUUCGAUGAGAAAAAGGUCAAGGUGGAAGAUAGUAACAAUCCUUCUAAGCGGAUGUAUGAGCCGUUGGAGUAUGACGAAUGGGUCACCUGGUUUAAAGGGCUUCAGGAAACACGUGUUUGA